GACAGUUAUCCACAUUCCCCUCACCCUCUCACCUUCCAGUCUAGCCCUCUUUACUUCAUCUUCAGUCAGUCUUACUAAACCCGUUUUAUAGGUGCUUCAGUCCACUGUGCUCCUACUCUCAUCCCAGGAACCAUGAUUCCCAACAGCAGUCUUGGCAGGCCCCUUGUCUUCAUUAUAGGUCUGUUGGUGGCCACUGUCUACACAGAGACUAUUGACCCUGCACCAACUCUUAAUGGGGACAACCACGACAUGUCCGGGGGGGGGGCCUACGAUGUUGCCACAAAGGACCCUUUCCAGGACAUAACGGAGCGAGCCUUUACCUACGAGUAUGAGGACACAACAAACUCCCCGCCCGUGGAAGAUGAUGAGGGUGUUCUGGGCCCCGGGGCCAUCACAGCCAUCGUCAUCGCAGUGUUCCUGGGGGCCUCCGUCCUACUGGCCCUCAUUGUCAUCACACUCAGGAAGUUCACUGCCUCCUAGGCACUUAACAUCCUCUAUGUCUUCCUUCUUCUAAAUAUUUCUGUGUAUAUUCUCUUAUGUGCUAAAUUUCUCGAACUGCUCUUCUUUUCUUUUUCUGUUCUCUCUGUCUCUUUCUCUCUCCCUUGCUCCAACUUUCUAUAUCUCUACAUCAAAGUAACCAUUAGUAACCUAUGUCCAUAUAUCCAUAUCCUCCAUCUGAAUGCUGUGUGGAGGUGGCAGGUCUUUUUGGCCAAGAAGUGUUUCAUAAAGAGAUUCAGAUUAAUUUAAUUAUACUGUUUGGCACACCUGUCCACUAGUUGGCAAUGGUGCUGUGUUAAAGACUGGCAGGUUUCUCCAGUUCUAAAUUAUAGCAUGUCGAUGUACUAGGAUUAUUAGGGUUAGGGUUAGGCUUACGUACUUAUUUGUAAACUUCUAUAGUUUAUACUUCAAACUAUCAAACUGUUGUUUUUCUACCUAUGCCAUCAUUAUUUCUUUGUGUCUUGCCUUUGUUUGUUUGUUGUGGGACUAGGAUUUGUGCUCUUGUUAUUAUAUUGACCACCAUGGUAAUUUUAUCAGAAUUUCUGAUGGUACAUUUGAUCAAGAUUGUCGUCAAUGAAAUAAUUCACCCCCUGUACUAAAGUUACCUUUAUCCAUAAGGAUUUUUCUGAUAGUACCAUUUACAUGUUUUUUUAUCUGUAUAUUAGCAAUUUUAUCCCUUUCUAUUUACAUACAAUAUUUUCCAAAAUGUCCUCCCUCAAAAAAACAUUUAUAGAUGAAAAUGCUGGCGUCUUCGAUGAAUGUAAAACAGAGCAACUUGUUUGGUUUGUCUUGAAAGCAAAUAUUAUGCUUGAUCAUAAAAAGAAAGAGUGUUUGCAUUUUGGUGUAUGUACUGUAGACAUGCGUGAUUGUGUGCUUUUGUGUGUGUUUGUGUGAAUAGUUUUUUGGUUCAGCAAGAGAAUUGAAUGGUUGAUUUGUUUCAAUCAUUUCAUUUAACAGGUAUUGUAUUCAGCAGUGGCCUCUUACAGGCCAAUUCAUUCUUCCGUAACAGCAGAAAAUUAUGUAUUUGUGAUGAUUUCACUGUCUAUUUUCACUGAAUCAAUAAAUCAACCAACU
Molecule: messenger RNA, 1572 nt
Organism: Osmerus eperlanus (European smelt)
Lineage: Eukaryota; Metazoa; Chordata; Actinopteri; Osmeriformes; Osmeridae
Gene: snorc
Product: secondary ossification center associated regulator of chondrocyte maturation
Exons: 3
Coding region: 133-480 (115 amino acids)
Biological process (GO): cartilage development
Source: RefSeq, a predicted model, not a curated record